Oldenlandia corymbosa var. corymbosa is the source of this 4877-nucleotide messenger RNA. NCBI's taxonomy places the organism in Eukaryota, Viridiplantae, Streptophyta, Magnoliopsida, Gentianales, Rubiaceae. The record is from the annotation of a GenBank genome assembly.
AUAGAGUUGAAAAAAUAGUCAUUAAAAUUUGCCUAGAAUUUGUACAACAACCUAUAUUUUGAAAAAUCUCUCCAAACUUAAAACGAACUAUAAUUUAAAACGGUGGGAGUAUUCUUUUGACCAUUUAAUACCAAACAUUUGUAUCCAACCCUCUCUCCUCUUGCCACAUCCUAGGAAUAAAAAAUGAUAAGCAAAAGUUUCAAACAAAAGUUCCCAUGGAAGAAGGUGAAAUUAAUCAUUCUGCUUCGUCGAACAAGGUUAGUGGUCAAAACCAUGAAAUUGCUCCUGUACAAGAUGAUUCAUGUGUUAAUCUUUUGGAAAAGUUAUCCAAUAGCAAAAUUGUUCAAAUUGGGGACGGAUCUAGUAGUAAAAAGUCGAUGGGAAAGGAGGUCAAUGAGGAAAUUCGGGUUACACAAGAUACUGGUGUUUGGGGGAAACCUAACCCUAGUCUAACACAGGGGAUUGACCGUAAAUUGGAGUUCAUAGAGCCUACUAAAAAGCAUGAUAGAGUCAUAGCAAGGAUUCAGAAAGAUGAAAUUCAAGUAGCCCUAGAAUAUUGGAAAACUUCAAUCAUCUGCUACAUGUUGGGAGCCAACCCUCCCUUUUUUGUUGUCAGUGGCUAUCUUUGUAGGAUUUGGGGCAAACUGGGUAUAGAUAAAAUCCUGUUAAUGGAUAAUGGUGUUUAUAUUGCAAGAUUCAAAUCUAUGGCAGCUAAGGAAGAGGUACUUAGAAGCAAUAUUUACCACUUUGAUCAUCACCCCUUAAUUGUUAAGGAUUGGUCUGUGGAAGAGGGAUUUAAACUGGAGGAUGUUAAAAUGGUUCCAGUUUGGGUGCAAUUUUCUAAACUACAACUCAGGUACUGGACUGCUAAAACCUUGAGUAGGAUUCCCAGUGUCUUGGGGAAACCGUUGGAAUUAGAUGAGUUGACGGCAACGAGGAACAGAGCAGCCUUUGCAAGAAUCCUGGUAGAAAUGCCAAUCAGGGAUCAUAUGCCGGAUGCAGUUUGGUUUGAAGACGAGAAUGGUAUCCUUCAAGAACAGAAAAUUAAGUACGAGUGGUUGCCGGUUAAAUGUGGUAACUGUGCAGGAUAUGGUCAUGAAAUUGCUGCUUGUAGGAAGCCAGUUCAGAAGACAUGGAAAGAGAGGAAUUCUCCAAGUCCAAAACAACUUGAAGAGCAUGAUGGAACUAAGACUGCUAAAACUAAGACUGUUGCUCAAGAAGCAAAGGAAGAAGAGCAUAAGGAGACUACUACUGCAACAAAACAGAUCACAAGAACUCUCAAUUCAGGAAUAAAGAAUAGUGGCAAACUGCAAGUGACUAAUAGCAGUACACAAGUGGAUGGGAAGCAGAGCUUGUCACGUAAAGAGUAAAUCGGCGCUAAUACACGUAUUAGUAGACAGAAGCAAGGAGGUCGAUUAUCGGUUCAUGAAGCUGGUCACCCUGAUCCAGGGCCUAGCAAACAUGACGAACCUACUUAGUUGGAAUAUAAGAGGGCUGAAUAGCCCUCUGAAACAUAGAGAGAUAAGCAACUAUCUCUCCAGAAAUAAAGUAGGUAUAGUAGGGCUUCUUGAAACAAAGCUAAAUGAAGAGAAGGUAAAAGAGUUAAUGGAGAUAAAAUGGAGUCAGUAUAAAUAUAUCAGCAACCAUGGGAUUACUACUAAGGGAAGGAUCCUUUUAAUAUGGAAGGAAGAUGAAUAUCAGAUACUUGAACUACGUAAAGAGCAUGAAUUCAUCCAUAGCUUGGUGAAGAGAAUAGAUAGUGGAGCUGAAUUUUUACUAACAACAGUUUAAGCAGACCAUCAAUCGCAGGGAAGAACACACUUGUGGGAUUACUUAUUUAGUCAAUCUGGUCAAAUAGACCAACCUUGGCUAAUAAUAGGUGAUUUCAAUUGUAUAUUGAUGCCGGAAGAGAAGACAGGAGGUGUUGCAAGCCUAAGUGGUGACUCUGGAAUGUUUCAACUAAUAAUUGACAGUUGUGAGUUGCUCGAGAUGAAAACUAUUGCUAAUCAGUACACUUGGAGUGAUAGGCAAAUGGGCUAUAAUAGAAUAUCCUGCAAACUUGAUAGGGCUCUCAUCAACGAGAAUUGGCUUGAUGCGUACCCGGAUGCCACAGCAAUGGUGCUUCCCCCUGGAAUCUCAGACCAUAGCCCCAUAUUGCUAAAAUGGAAGCCUGAAUUGGCACCUGCUAAGAAGCAAUUCCGUUGCUUUAAUAUGUGGACUUGCCACCCGGAAUUUGCAGAGGUUGUGAAGAAGGUAUGGAACAAAAAGGUGGUUGGCACCUUUCAGUAUCAGCUCUUCAAAAAGCAGCAGAUGCUCAAGCCUCAACUGAAGGAUUUCAACAGGAAGUACUUCAAUGAGAUUGAGAACAAGGCUCAACAGCUCAAGGAGGAACUAGAGGGAAUUCAGAAGCAAUUGGAUUUGGACAAUCAGAAUGCUGAUCUGUAACAAAAGGAAAAGGAAUCUCUUGGGCAGUACAUAAUAGUCAGCAAAGCAUUGCUCAGUUACUGGCAAUAAAAACUUAAGGAGCAGUGGACUAAUGAAGGUGAUGUCAAUUUGAGGUUCUUCCAUGCCAGAAUCAUGUCCUACAUCAAUCAGCAGAGAGAGCUAAUAGAACAGCGAGAUCAGGUACAAAAUCAUUUCAUCAACUAUUAUGAAAGUUUGUUAGGUACAAUAACUUCUAGAACACCGGCAAACUGUGAGGGUUUUAAUUCAGGGUUCAAACUGUCUGUAGACCAGCAGAUACUCCUGAUUAGAAACUUCACAUUUGCCGAUUUGAAAGAUGCUGUUUUCAGUAUAAACCCUAAUAAAUGUGCUGGGCCGGACAGAUUUAGUUGUGGAUUUUAUAGAGAAGCCUGGAAUAUAGUGGGGGGAUAUAAGUAGAGUUCAGGUCAAAUGCUAAAACAGUACAAUGCUACUCUAAUCUCACUGAUCCCAAAAACUAAUGUCCCGAAGGAUGCUACUGAGUUUCGACCCAUAGCAUGCUGUAAUACUAUUUAUAAAAUAGUCUCUAAGCUGAUUAGCAAAAGACUUAGCCUUGUUUUGCCUAAUCUUGUUGAUAUAAAAGGAGCUUUUGUAAAGCAAAGGUCCAUCUUACAUAAUGUGAUGCUAACUCAGGAGUUAAUACGCCUUUAUAGAAGGAAAACAGUUAAAUCUAGUUGUUUAAUGAAAGUGGACCUCAAGAAGGCUUUUGAUUCAAUUCAUUGGGACUUUAUCGUUGAAAUGCUGGAAAGUUAUCAUUUUCCUCCAAAGUUUAUUGGAUGGGUCAUGGAAUGUAUUAGUACUUGUAGUUAUUCCCUUAAUUUAAAUGGAAGCAGCUGUGGUUUUUUCCAGGGUAAGAGGGGAUUAAGACAAAGGGACUCCGUCUCCCCUCUUCUGUUUACUUUGAUUAUGGUGUUUCUGAACAGGCUGUUUAAGCGUAAGUAAGUGAAGGAUAUAAAUUUCAUCAAUUCUGUGAGAAACUCCAAAUUACUAACCUGAGUUUUGCCGAUGGUCUUAUCAUUAUGUGUGAAGCUGAUUUACAUGUUGUUAUGCAAAUUAAGUCUGUUUGAGACCAGUUUGCAAGCACAACUGGGUUGACUGUUAAUGUCGCAAAGUCGAACCUUUACUUUGGAGGAGUUCCAGGAAGCAUUCAAGAGAAAAUCCAGCAGCUUAUGGGUUUCCAGAUUGGUGCUUUCCCCAUAAGAUAUCUGGGAGUACCAAUCUCCCCUACUGCCUGGUCCCAAGAUGAUUGUCAGCAGGUGGUGGAUAAAAUCACCAAAAGAUUGAAGUAUUGGUCUACCCGUAGCUUGUCUUAUGCUGGCAGGUUGACUCUUAUAAACUCUGUACUUUUGAACCUGCACUCCUAUUGGUCUGGAAUCUUUUUGCUUCCUCAGUCUGUUAUCAAAAUUAUUGAAAGGCAUUGUCAUGAGUUUCUAUGGGGGAAAGGUGAAACAAGGAGAAGUAGGGCUUUAGUGGCUUGCGAUGAGAUAUGCAAGAAGAAGUCUGAUGGUGGUUUGCAUAUAAAAAAAACAGGGCUCUGGAACAAAGCCUUGGUUGCAAAACAGCUAUGUAACUUGGAGCAAAACAAGGAGAGUCUUUGGAUUCGAUGGAUCCAUUCUUAUUACUUGAAGACGAAAUCUAUUUGGGUUUACAAGCUUGCAGCAGAUGUCAGCUGGCAUUGAAGGAAGCUUAUGAUCAUCCGAGAUGAGUUUUGUCCUGCUGUGGUCAAUGGCAAAUGGACAGGAAACAGCAAGAAGACAUAUACAGCCAGUAGUGGUUUCAGCUGGCUAAUGGGGAAGCAGACCAAAUACAGAGCAGCAAAGAUCAUCUGGAUCCCCCUCUCAAUACCAAAGCACAGUUUUAUUAUGUGGUUGGCCCUAAAAGAUAGACUAUCUAUACAGGAAAGGUUGCAGAAAAUGAGCUUGCUGAGGACACCACAGCAGCGUGAGUUAUGCUCAGCUGAUGAAGAAUCCAUUGAUCAUCUAAUGUUUCAAUGUGAUUACUCUCACAAGCUGAUCAAAUAUCUCAUGGAAUGGCCAGGGAUGAAUCUCAACUUGUACUGUUUGAGGAAUGCACUUAAAAACUUGCUGAGGAGAUGGAGGCAUCAAAGAGCAAGGCAAAACUUGGUAUAUGCUAUGAUUAAUGCUGCUGUGUAUUUUGUAUGGUAUGAAAGGGAUUGCAGGAAAUUUCAAAACGUGAAGAAGGAACCAGAGGAGAGAUUCGGGGAGAUUAAGGCACUGCUGAUUUCCAGAAUUCAGUAUUUUUGUAAAGUAAAAGGAAAACUUGCUUAUGAUGCUUUCUUAGGUUGAUUCUAUUUGUAAAUAUGUUUUUAUAAUAGAUUUGGUUGGCAGGCAUGUAAAUGGUUGAGCUUUCACAGUUAUAUAUAUUUACCCUUAACC